AUGGCAGACAAAGUUAGAUAUUACUUGGAACAGUCAGUUCCCGAAUUAGAGGACCUCAAAGUUAAGGGUCUAUUCGACAAAAAUGAAAUCACCAUGAUCAUGAGAAGACGGACUGAUUUCGAACAUAGAAUCACUGGAAGAGGAAGUCGACCAAGGGAUUACCUCAAAUAUAGUGAGUUUGAAAACAAUUUGGAAAAGUUACGCAAAAAGAGGUAUACAAGGUUGAGCAAAGUCGGGUUAGUUGAUACUAAGCCGAACAUAAGUGAUUGGGCUGGUGUCCGUCGAAUAAUGUUUAUACUUGAUAGAGGAACAAAGAAAUUUCCUGGAGAUCAACAAUUGUGGGCCGAAUAUUUGACUUAUGCAAAGGAUAACGGAGCAAUCAAAGUUGUGUAUAAAAUUUAUUCGAGAUUGUUACAGUUGCAACCACGUAAUGUUGAUGCCUGGCUAUCAGCGGCCAAGUAUGAGUUUGAAACAAAUGCCAAUGCUAAAGGUACCAGAUUGUUGUUUCAAAGAGGAUUGAGACUUAACCCGGAAUCAACAGCAUUAUGGUUGAGCUAUGCACAAUUUGAAUUGACUUACAUUUCAAAACUUCUUGCUAGAAGAAAGCUUUUAGGGUUGUUGACAGAAUCAGAGCAAAAAAAGGAAACUGAUGAUAUGAUGAUUUUACCCCAGGCCGAAACCACACUCAAUCUCCCUGAUGCAGAUAUGAGCAUGCUUGGUAGCCCAGAAACAAAUCCGGCACUAAAAGGUGAUGUAUUUCUUGCCAUAUUUGAUGAAUGUGUAAAAGCCAAGGGGUUUGAUGUGGUGGAGAAAUUUCUACACUUGAUUGAUCAGUUUGAGGAUCUAGACAGAGAUUAUUUGUACAGCCAUGUUCUCAAUUACAUUCAAAGAGAAUAUCCGGAUGACAUUGGGACAGCUUUCAUUGACAUUACCUUACCAAUACGAACGAGUAAUGAUGGAUUACAAUUAUCAGUAAACAAGUUUUUGGCAUACAAAGCUAAGAACCCAAACAAGGAACUAACAAAUAUGUUUGUCAACAAAUUAAUGCAAAUUGACGGCAAUGAAAAGGUGAAACCAUUGAUUCAAGCAAUUAUCAAAAAAAUUAAUCCCGCUUAG
Messenger RNA from Lodderomyces parapsilosis, 1116 nucleotides. RefSeq names its product snoRNA-binding rRNA-processing protein. NCBI's taxonomy places the organism in Eukaryota, Fungi, Ascomycota, Pichiomycetes, Serinales, Debaryomycetaceae. Gene Ontology annotation, cellular component: small-subunit processome; Pwp2p-containing subcomplex of 90S preribosome. The record is from RefSeq and is a predicted model, not a curated record. Gene Ontology annotation, biological process: maturation of SSU-rRNA from tricistronic rRNA transcript (SSU-rRNA, 5.8S rRNA, LSU-rRNA). The transcript has a single exon. The coding region runs from base 1 to 1116 and encodes 371 amino acids. Gene Ontology annotation, molecular function: protein binding; snoRNA binding.